Poeciliopsis prolifica (blackstripe livebearer) is the source of this 1131-nucleotide messenger RNA. RefSeq lists its product as uncharacterized. The transcript has 4 exons. Bases 52 to 1131 code for a protein of 359 amino acids. The record is from RefSeq and is a predicted model, not a curated record. NCBI's taxonomy places the organism in Eukaryota, Metazoa, Chordata, Actinopteri, Cyprinodontiformes, Poeciliidae.
CGGCUCAGCAUUUGCAAGCAGCAAGAGAACCUGAGAGUAAUACUUCAGUAGAUGAAGAGCAGAAUGGACAUUCCCAUGUUUAGUCGUAAGCGGCAUCUGUUACUUGGGUGUGAUGGUCAGCUUCCACUCCGUAGGAGAAAAUGCUUGAUGGGCUGGUCGGACUCAGCUGCACAUUCAGACAGACUGAUGACAAACAAUUCUUCCACCUGGUUGUUCGACGCAUGUGUGAACAGGUGGAAGAUCAAUCACCAGAACACAUUGGAGCUAUUGGAGGUGAUGCGGCUAUGGGCCGACACAGAAAGCUCCGUGCAGAAAGUUUUGGAGUGUCUCAAAACCAAACGGGGCGACGUCUUCCUAGACCACUUGGUGAACAGCAAGUUUUUAGCCUUUCACAAAGACAUCACGGAUGAAUAUGGCAGGGAAGACAAGCAACACUCGUGGGCAGUCAUUGAAAAACAGGAAGAGGUCAUCAUGUACGGGCCUUAUUAUCCUAACUACAACAGUGGAGAACACAGCGAGGACAUCAUCAUCACAAAAACUCAAGAGCUUCUGGAGGCAGAGGACUUCCCUCAAGGCUGGACUGUGUAUAUUUUCACCAUGAACAGUCCUUGUUUGGCAAGAAAUUCGGACCCAUGCAUGCUAAACCUCGUUCGUAGGGCCCGAGACUGGUGGAGCAUGUUUGCAGUAAAGACUUAUAUUGGCUAUGUGAGAAGUUGGGGCUUUAAAGGAAACAAAGAAAAUGUUUUCAAGGAAGUCAACUCCAGACAAGUGGAAAUUAUAACUCAAAGUGUGGACUAUGGGAGCUACGUUGAAUCAGUUGAUAAGAUCGAUGAUCUCAGUCCUUUGUGCGUAACUGUGUUUAUUGUUGCUAAGGACUUACUAAACGGUGAGAAGCUCCACUUUCCUUUGAUAACCACAGAAGAAAAACAGGAACAAAAGAGUUACUUCAAAAAUAUGAACAGUAUACUUGAGUCCAAACAGGAAGAGGAGAAAAAAAUCCUUAUAAAGGAGCUGAAUGCAGUAGCGGAAGCAGCAGAGUCCUUGCUUUUAGGAGAAAAUCAAGGCUUAGACGAGCAUUUGGAGAAAGGAAAGGUGUUUUCACUCGGUUACGCUUUCAGUUCAGAGUCAUGA